CAGCAGCAGGUAAAGGGAGACAACAGAGAUCCGCCGGUAGCGGCCACUGACCCGGCUGAAAACACUACCCAGAGCACCAGAACCGAGGGAAGAAAUGCUACGUUCUUUGGGCUUGACAUAAAUACAACCUCCGGGGAGGCAGCACAAGAGUAAAAUGGCCCCAAAUUCCAUCCACUGGUUCCGCAAGGGCCUCCGUCUCCACGACAACCCUGCACUACGGGAGGCGGUCCGGGGGGCGGGCACAGUGCGCUGCGUUUACUUCCUGGACCCGUGGUUUGCCGGUUCCUCCAACGUAGGAGUCAACAGGUGGAGGUUCCUCCUCCAGUGUUUGGAGGAUCUGGAUGCCAGCCUUCGGAAGCUCAACUCUCGCCUUUUUGUCAUCAGGGGCCAACCAGCCAACGUGUUCCCGCGGCUUUUUAAGGAGUGGAAGAUCUCUCGACUGACCUUUGAAUAUGAUUCUGAGCCAUUCGGGAAAGAGAGAGACGCUGCCAUCAAGAAGCUGGCCAUGGAGGCGGGGGUGGAGGUCAUCGUCAAAAUAUCGCACACCCUCUACGACCUGGACAAGAUCAUCGAGCUAAACGGUGGACAGCCUCCUCUCACCUACAAGCGUUUCCAGACGCUGAUCAGUCGACUGGAUCCUCCUGAGAUGCCCGUGGAGACGCUGUCGGACACGCUGAUGGGUCGCUGUGUCACCCCGAUCUCUGAGGACCACGGAGACAAGUAUGGGGUCCCGUCCCUGGAGGAGCUGGGCUUCGACAUCGAGGGCCUUCCAUCAGCUGUGUGGCCGGGUGGAGAGACCGAGGCUCUGACCAGGAUAGAGCGCCAUCUGGAGAGGAAGGCAUGGGUGGCCAAUUUUGAGCGUCCCAGGAUGAACGCCAACUCGUUACUGGCCAGCCCGACAGGCCUCAGCCCCUACCUGCGCUUUGGCUGCCUCUCCUGUCGCCUGUUCUACUUCAAACUCACCGACCUUUACCGCAAGGUGAAAAAGAACAGCUCUCCUCCGCUCUCGCUGUAUGGCCAGUUACUGUGGCGCGAGUUCUUCUACACCGCAGCAACCAACAACCCACGCUUUGACAAGAUGGAAGGAAACCCCAUCUGCGUCCGCAUUCCCUGGGACAAAAAUCCAGAGGCACUGGCCAAGUGGGCUGAGGCUAAGACAGGCUUUCCCUGGAUAGACGCCAUCAUGACUCAGCUGAGGCAGGAGGGCUGGAUCCAUCAUCUAGCCAGGCAUGCAGUGGCCUGCUUCCUCACCAGAGGGGACCUGUGGAUCAGCUGGGAGGAAGGGAUGAAGGUCUUUGAGGAGUUGCUUCUAGACGCAGACUGGAGUGUGAACGCAGGCAGCUGGAUGUGGCUGUCCUGCAGUUCAUUUUUCCAGCAGUUUUUCCACUGCUACUGCCCCGUGGGCUUCGGCCGACGCACCGACCCCAACGGGGACUUUAUCAGACGAUACUUACCUGUCCUCCGAGGUUUUCCUGCUAAGUACAUCUACGACCCGUGGAACGCUCCCGAGUCCGUGCAGGCGGCCGCCAAGUGCGUGAUUGGCGUCCACUACCCGAAGCCCAUGGUGCACCACGCGGAAGCCAGCCGGCUCAACAUCGAGAGGAUGAAGCAGAUCUACCAGCAAUUAAGCCGAUACAGAGGACUAGGCCUGCUGGCAUCAGUGCCGUCCACCAACGGCAAUGGGAACGGAGGAAUGAUGGCCUACUCUCCCGGAGAGCAGCAGCCAGGGACCAACAACAAUAACAACAACUCACACUUGCCUGGAGUGUCGGGGAGCUCUGUUGCAACAGGUAAUGGUAGCGGGAGCAUCCUACUUAACUUUGACAACGAAGAACCGACUCGGCCUAGCGGCGUCGGACAGCAGCAACAACGCCUACAACCGCCGCCACAUCAACCGCAACAGCAACAGCAACAGCAACAGCAUGGAUACCACUCAGUGCCAGAUGCCAGCCAGACCAUCACCAGCAGCCGACUCUACCAUGAGUUCGCUGUGCCUCAACACCCAGGACUCCUCCUGCACACCAGAGGCGGCAUCACGGGAAAGCGGGAGCGCGAGUCGGAACGAGAAGGGUCAGGGGAGGAAGACCCAACGUCCUGCUCGGUGCACAAGAUGCAGAGGCAGAGUGCAGAGACUACCUAGUGCAGGUGGAGAUGCGACUGUCUGAACCCCCCCCGUUGGAGCCAUCCUACGGCCAGCAGAGAGAGGAAACCCCAACGUGGCCACCUGUCCUCCGAUCACACUCAGCCCCAGACAUGACCAGUUCCUCCUCAAAGACACUGCAUCUAGAACUGCUCUUUGUCUUUUCAGUCAGAAAUUCCUUGGGGUGUAAAUGCAAAGGUGAAAAUGUGAUUUCUUGAAGGGCUUUUACAUUAGAGUCCGUUGACCUCUGGCCUCUUGCAGUUAGUGUACAGACAGGUGAGACAACCUUAGAGGAAUGUUUUGAAGAAACAAAACCUCACACUUAUAGCUCUACUGCAGUACUAGAAUAAAUCAAUCAAUAGAUUAAUAAUAAAAAAAAAAAAUCAUUAUUGUCUUAAAACUGCUGCCACCAGCCAGUAAAUACUGUAUAAACAGUAAAGCAGCUAUAAAUGUAAGUAGUAGAAUUUCUUAGUUUUAAACAAAAACAAAAACAAAUCCGUCAAACACCUUGUCUGCAUGGUUCGGUAUAAACCAAGCUCACUGUGUCAGGGUUUACAGAGAAUCUUUUUCUACAACUUUGUGGUAUGAUUGUCCCAUUGUGCUACUGUUAAACAGAAAAACACAGUCACCACUCCAGCUGAUCAGUCAGUCUAACUCCAGGAAUAUGUUGUCACAACUGUAAUAGCCUAAUAUAUAUAUAUGUAUAUAUAUAGCUGUAAUUUUACAUUGGAAACGCACUAUUUAUAGCCCAAUCAUAUGUUUUAAUGUUGUCAAAAACAAAAACACUUGUAAAUAGUUUGAUUUACACCAAAAUUGUUAUUUUUGAGUUGGUUUUUUUCCCAGAACUUAAAUCCAAUAAUGAAGAAAAGGUGUUAUUAAUCUCAACACCGUUAUCGUUACCUUGAUUUUACCAGGCAGAAGCACAGGCGUGGUCAUAGUGACCGCCUGGCAUUUCAUUUCAGGGAAUUUGCUGGAUCAUUUCUUAGCUUCUCUCUCUCACUACAUUGCCUGUAAAUACACUUUCUCAGGCACUUUGACACAUUUGCGACUAUUCACAGUUGGUUGCAUGGGAACAUCUACCACAGCCUGGUUAGCAUCAUGUAAUCACUUGGUUUGAAUCGGCAGCUAUAAACAGAGAUUCGUAGUUUUUUUUUGGACACUAUUCAAGACAUCGAUUAUAUGCAUAUAUAGAUGGAUAAAAGAUGUUGGACCAGUUUCCAUUCUUGGUCUCUAAAACAUGUUUACAGUGUGUUGCUAUGAAUUACUUAAGAGACCUUUUGUCAGGUCUGUCUGGCUCUAAAGAGAGAAAAGCAUGUGGCAUUAUGGGUAGACGAGUUCUUGUGUGACUUGUAGUUUUUUUGUAUGUCAUUGCCUUGACAGCUGUCAGAGGUGAACAUGUAGCUGAACACUUGCAUCAAAAAUUGGCUUUUAGGUUUUUCUUUUUUUUGGAAAACUUUUAAAUCCUGAUCUUUUAGGAUAUAACAUUUUUCACUGUUCCCAUCAGUCAAACAUGAGCAGGCUUUGGUCUAUUAAGAAUGUCCUGUUUUUUUGUCGUACCAUCUUCAUAUUAAUUUCAAAUAUUGCGAUUGUAAUUAUGUACAGAUCGUAUCUUAUAGUUUUACACCUUUGUGAAAUCUUUCCACAGUAGUAGUGAUUUGUUGUAGAAUAGAUGCUAGUUUAUUUUGUUUUUUUUAGUGCUCACCUCACUGCUGGUGAAGCGGCACGAAGUUUUGAUUUCACCUUUCAAAAGUGAGUCACAUUUUCACCUUUCUGUUUACACCACUCCCUCCAUAGAUUACGCCUGUACAAGUUUUUAAGAAAAAAAAAAAAAAGAUAAUAGCUUCGGAGUAUCUCUGUGGCGUUCUGUGGUGUUGGAAAAAUGUUUUUGCUGUGCAACACAUUCAACUACCGAAAAAAAGAAGAAGAAGAAAAAAAAAAAAGACAACACAAGUCGUCGGGGUUCGAGGUGAGGGCAGAGAACACAGGCAGUUGGUUGCAAUCUCCUCUCGGAAGGUGUCACGUUUUUCUAAGAUUUCUUAUAAAACCAAAAACUCGCUAAACAAAAAGGAAGAAAAAAAAAAAUAGAACUAAGUUGAGUUGACACAGUAAAAGACGAGCGACAGCAUCUGAUCCAAAUGAGCCUGAUUCUGUCGAGCAAAGCAGAAACCAACAUUCCUCAACGAGAAGUAUACCCUCCUGAUGAAGGAUUUCUACUACUGUACAAGGAGUUUAACAGUAUAUAUAUGUGAAAGGCUGCUUGCGACACUUUGCGACCCGAAAAACUAAAAUCCUGGGGUGACCCAAUGAACGAGUGGUGAGGGCAACUUGAGCGUCAAUCCCCUAGCUGUGGGAUUAUUUGCUGCUCGUGGUUGCCCUGUUCCCUCUCCCCAGGUUUAAGGUCUCUCUGCACAGACACUAUCGAAUAACGGCUUUAAAAAUGGUCAAAAAAAUUAAUCGGACAAAACGGUGAACAGAUCACGAUUUGGACACUAUUGAUAUCUUUACAAAAACAUAAAAGAGGGUCACAAAAUGGCUCAAACUGUCUAUGGAAGGACUGUGUAACAGCAUUAGAACGAUGAAGCUGGUGUUUUAUUUCGGCUCCAUCCACCCUCCGCUAUUACCUUUACUCCUGUUGAGAAGAAUGCUGUCGAACUGAACCAGAGAAUGUACAAUCCCCCCCUUCCCCCCUGUAAAAUACACCCAGCAGCUUAACUUGCUCAUGUUAAUACCCCCGCCCUACACACACACACACACACACAAACACAACAUAUGUAAACAGAUGUAAAAGUUUUUUAAAAAUGCUAAAUGGCAUUGCACAUUUAAAAACCAAUGGUAAUUAAUGCAUACACACAUUUAUCUAUGUUGCAGCACAAGACUGGUUAAAUCACACACACACAAUUACUUUCUUCACACACAGAACAAAUCACUUAAAUGCAGACCCACACACACACACACACACACACAUAUUGGUUAGACUGGAGAAAACUGUUUUGUGAAUUCUGCUAAUGGCCCCAAUCUGCAACAUCUAUUGUGAAAUCACCCAAGACAAAAUAAGAAAUUCAAGACAACGAAAUAACCGUUUGGGUUCCCCGCUGAUGGUUAAACCUGCAUCCCACAUUUUUAGCAGUCCAAGAUACGAGUCCUGUGAUCAAACAUCCUGCAGAUUGGGGCUGUAGAUGGCGGCUUGUCGGUGCGCUCCUGAUAAAAAAAAGGUCUGGUUUCAGUGGAGCCAUGAUGACUCGUGUCUGUGUACAGUACUUGAUAUUUGUUCAUCUGUGAUCGUACUGCCCUCGGCUUCAGGAGUAACGUAGAGGGUGGGGAGGAGGGGGACAUAAAGGGGAGGGACGGGGAGAUUUUUUUUUUUUUUAAGUAUUGAAAAUGUUUCUGUAUUAUAUUUCUGUAUGUUCUCAAGAAAAUUUAAACAUUGUUAGUUUUUUUUUCUCUCUCUCUUUCUUUCUUUUGUAGCUUUCAUCACAAUGGAAAAACAAGUUGAACCAAGUUUUUUUUCUGGCUUUUAUUUCUUUAUUCUUUUUUUUUGUUCUCCCUUCUUUAACAUGAAGGUGAGAACAGAUGCCAUCUGUCAUCUCUGUAAUAUUACGCUCUUUCUGUCUCUCCUUGUAUUGUGAAAGGCUUUUCUUGUGCUUGAUCAACUUCAUGACAGGAAUUAAAAUUGUUACAACUAAACACCA
Messenger RNA from Stegastes partitus (bicolor damselfish), 5829 nucleotides. Its product is annotated as cryptochrome-1-like. Bases 155 to 2140 code for a protein of 661 amino acids. Gene Ontology annotation, cellular component: cytoplasm; nucleus. Gene Ontology annotation, biological process: negative regulation of DNA-templated transcription; circadian regulation of gene expression; entrainment of circadian clock by photoperiod. NCBI's taxonomy places the organism in Eukaryota, Metazoa, Chordata, Actinopteri, Pomacentridae. The transcript is spliced from 15 exons. The record is from RefSeq and is a predicted model, not a curated record. Gene Ontology annotation, molecular function: FAD binding; DNA binding.